CAGAGCCAGCAUUAUAGAGAGGGAGAAUACGAAACACUCGGCAAGAUAAGAGGAGACACGCAUGGGAACAGCAGUUCACUAGAGACAGAGUAGGGGAGCCGGUGUACAAGACAAACGUUUCAGAGCCUGAAGGUGUGUGUGUGUGUGUGCGUGCGUGUGUGUGUGUGUGUGUGUGUGUGUGUGAGUGAGAUACAGCUCAGUGUGUUUCCACGGUUCUCCUGAGGCCGUGGCAGCCAUGGCGUCAGAGCCAAGCACCCAGUCCAGGGUGAUGUUCCAGGCAACGAACAAAACAGAAGAGCCUGCACACCGCAAGUUGGGCAAGCUGACAGUCAAAUACAACCGCAAGGACCUGCAGAGGAGGCUGGAUAUCGAGGAGUGGAUCGACGGACAGCUGCACCUGCUGUUUGACUGUGAGGAGGAAGAGAUUCCAGAGUUAGAGAUUGACAUAGACGAGCUCCUGGAGCUGUCGGAUGAAGGGCAGAGAACCCGACUGCACGAGCUGUUGCAGGAAUGUGGGAAGCCAAAAGAGGAUUUUAUCAACGGGCUGCUCUACAGGAUAAAGGGUCUACGCAAAAUGUCAGGUCCCUUGAAGAAAUAAUUAUAGGUCAAAUAAAGAAUUGAGACAAUGUGGAGCCUCUUAUCUUCCCACCAGUUAACUGUUAGGAUGCCGGUAUGUGCGGUUCACAUGUCAGUGGGACUCUCUUCCUGGGUCAGUAUCAGUCUAACACCAGAGCAGUUGGGUUUUGAAUGGAAUUUUUUUUAUUAUUAUUAUUUCGCUUUAAUUUAUGGACUGCUAUAACAUUUUGUUUCCCAUAAACAUACCAAUACUGCACAUGAGAUAAAUCUGUAUUGACUAUUACUCAGACGGACUGUUUUUUUUUUUUUUUGUGUAAGACUGUACAUUUUCAGUUGCCUAUUUAUGUACAUAAAUAUUUUUGUUCUGAUAUAACAGUGUUGUAUGUCAAAAUAAAAUUGAACAUUUUCAAGACAAGGCUGUUGAUGAAUUAUCGAAAAGGGUUAAAUGUGAUUUCACAAGCAAAGUCAACCAAGUGACUGACCAACAGAUAUCAUCAGAAAUGAUUAAUUCCACAAAUACAAAUAAAUAUUGAGUGUAAUGUCCAUAAUACCCAGCAGUUUAUAGUACCAACUAAGAUAUGCUGUUACCACAACUGACCUUUAUUACUGCUCUAAAACAUUUGUUUUUAAAGUCUGAUAACAUCCUACAGUCUACAGACUUUACUGUAGCACAGCUGUCAGCAUAUCAUUCCCAGAAUACAUGGUUCUAUUUUCUUCUACCAUGAAUUUUUCAACAGAGUGAUGGAAACAAAGGAGACGUUGACAUGUCAAGUCUAGGAGUAAACACAGUGAAAUCAGCAGCAGAAAAGUCCAUUAAGUAUGCAUCCAUUAUCCUCAUCCAUUUCCUGUCUGUUGUGCGUGUAUGACAUGGCCAGAAAAGGCAAACACAGCAACUGCCUCCAUACAACCGUUAAUGGAGCAAGCCCCCGGAGGAGAGUGUAAUUAUGGUUUCUCCUCAGUUAGCUAGACAGUAAUGCACACUGAUGAAACUGCACUCUGGCCAUCUCUCUGUCAUACACAGAGGGUCUUUUGGCUGAGGGCUCCAUUAUAGUAAUUUGCUUGGUUCGCCCCACUUCCACUCCUGAUUCUCUAACACAGAGGCCAUCCAUACUGUAACACUACACUUCUAACAAGGCCUGUCAGACUGAGACAUUUUUGUCAAGUAAUGAUAACUUUAAAAAAAAGAAAGGCUUUAGUGUUGAAAAUACAACUAAAAAAUAAGCUGCAUUCUUAAAAGACUUGAUGUAGCGCCCUACACUUUUUCUUCCUUUAUAAUUAAAUUACACACAAGGACAAGAAAGGCAAUGCUCAUGUCAGAUUCGCAGCCAAACAUAGAUUACAAGAGUGACUGCAGUGCCUGCCAAAAGAAACAAAGCCCUCACUAAUCCUUUUAUACUGACUCCUCUAUGCUUCUUCGGUCCAGAGCUGACAGUAGUCUGGGACUGUGCAUCACUGCAGAUGAGCUCAUGAUGUGUCUGCUUUCUGUAUGUGUUGUCAAUUCAAAAAAAAAAAAAAAAA
This is a messenger RNA of Seriola dumerili (greater amberjack), 2094 nucleotides long. It is a transcript of the gene ppp1r14d, whose product is annotated as protein phosphatase 1 regulatory subunit 14B-like. Gene Ontology annotation, molecular function: protein serine/threonine phosphatase inhibitor activity. The record is from RefSeq and is a predicted model, not a curated record. Gene Ontology annotation, biological process: regulation of phosphorylation. Gene Ontology annotation, cellular component: cytoplasm. NCBI's taxonomy places the organism in Eukaryota, Metazoa, Chordata, Actinopteri, Carangiformes, Carangidae. Bases 236 to 598 code for a protein of 120 amino acids. The transcript is spliced from 4 exons.